AUGGGGCAGGACAGCCGGGGCCGCCCCCUGGCCCCUCGGGGGCCGCCCGAGCGGCCGGGCGCGGGCGCGGCCGCGGCGAGGCUGGCCUUCCGGCUUGCUGUCGGCCGCGCCGCCGCCGUUGGUGCCCGGGAGCCGUGCGGCUGGCGGCGUCCGCAGCGCCGAUCCUGCGGGAGAGCCCCAGGUCGCCCCGGCUGCGCGCGGGGCCCGCGCCCCGGGAGCGGCGCUGGCAGGGCCGCCAGAGGGUGCCCGGCUGUCGCCCGGCGGAGGCGGGGCGCCGGCGGCGCGGGCGCAGCGCGGGCCUCGGCGAGCGCGGGAGCGCGGGCGCCGCCCCUGGGCGCGGGCUCCCAGUCGCGCGGGCUUCAGUGA
Molecule: messenger RNA, 366 nt
Organism: Rangifer tarandus platyrhynchus (Svalbard reindeer)
Lineage: Eukaryota; Metazoa; Chordata; Mammalia; Artiodactyla; Cervidae
Source: the annotation of a GenBank genome assembly